CUUUUGGUGAGUUUUGUAGAAGGCUUUUUUGUGCUGUCCAGCAGCGAACUCUAGUGGUCGCCUCGCGACAUGGUUUUUUGUUUUUCUAGCCAAUUCAAUAUGGCUGCACGACGUCUCUGGCUGAAGUCUAAGUUGCAACGUUGUGCUCACAUGAUCCUUGGACAAGAUUUGUCCUUUUACGACGGUCCGGAGAGGACAAUGGUUUAAGGCCAUUCCAUUAAUAAAUCAGAUAAAACCAAAGGAAGAAGUCUGUUUAUUAAAGCGUCGUUCACUAGCCGUCUAGCUUGGAAAAAAGUAGACGCUUCCGAGUGAGGACAGCAUAGUAAAAGGACAUCAGCGCGGCGGGAUCAACUACGACGCAACACACAACAAUGAGCCUACGGUCAGAAAAACACCUGGAUUCUACAGACGAAGGAGCAACGCCAAGGCAACAACAAAGACAAGUGGAAAACAGAGACUAUGCAGACAAUACAGAGAACAUGGAUAACGCAAGCAAUGCAGACUCACGGGUCAGGUCUAUACGCACGCAUACAUCCAAGAGUUCAUCUACUAGUUCAUCUACUAGUUCUGCAGCACUAAAGGCGCGAGCAAAAGCAGUAGCCGCACGUGCACAGUUGGCAUAUUCAGAAAAAGAAGCUACCAUGAUGAAGCAAAAAUCUGAGCUUGAAGCCAAUCUACACGUCUUAAGUUGUCAAAAGGCAGUUGCAGCCGCAGAAGCAGAGGCUGCUGUUUAUGAAGAAGAAGAAAGUUUCACAAAAUCUGAAGUAAGACAUUCAAUUGUAGGACAACCUGCCAAUCCAAUGCAACGUACAGCAGAGUUUGUUCAAAGCCAUCCAGACAGCUACUAUGAAAGAUUUUUAUCGAAAAUGGAUCCACUCGCCAGCCACAAAGCAGCACGUGAGCAAUGUGAAAUGGCGAUGAACACAGAAAUAGAUGAGAGAAAUUUUUACAGUGAGAAAAAACCUGACAUCAAAGUGGAGCAGCAAACACAAGAGAGAGAAGAACGCAGUCCACCCAAACUGUACCCGUAUGACACUCUUCCAACCCCGGCAGAGACGCAGGGAAAACAGGACAUCACAUGUUACCUGAGACGGAGAGAAAUGUUGAGUACUGGACUUUUACAGUUUGAUGAUCUCCCAGAGAACUACUGGGCAUGGAAGGCGUCAUUCCAAAAUGCCAUUAAGGACUUGAGAUUAACAGCCCAAGAAGAAAUAGAUUUAAUGAUAAAGUGGCUUGGAAAUGAGUCUCGCCAGCAAGCUAAAAGAAUCCGAUCAGUUCAUGUCUUCAAUCCAACAGCUGCACUUCAUCUUUUGUGGGAACGACUGGAGGAAUGCUACGGGUCACCUGAAGUCAUGGAAAAUGCAUUGCUAAAAAAGAUUGAACAGUUUCCCAAACUUAACAACAGGGACAACACAAAGUUACGAGAGCUAGGUGACAUUCUACAAGAAAUUGAAUGUGCCAAGGACGGAGGAUACUUACCAGGCCUAUCGUAUUUGGACACGUCUCGAGGAGUCAACCCCAUCGUGGACAAGCUACCUUACGGGCUUCAGGACAAGUGGAUCGCUACAGGAGCGAAGUACAAAGAAGAACACAAAGUCGUCUUUCCACCUUUUAGUGUCUUUUCAAAAUUUGUGAGACAACAAGCAAAAAUAAGAAAUGACCCAAGCUUCGUCAUCACAUCUCCUAUCAACACAAGCUUCAAAAAGGAAAAAAGCUUCAAAAGUGAUAACAGGCGAGUGGUUUCCGUGCACAAAACAGACAUUCCAACUGACACCAGUACAGCUCAAAAAUGUUUUAGUAAGCCAGCAGAAAGUCCGGACAAGCUAUGUCCAUUACAUAAGAAACCUCACCCGCUUACAAAGUGCAAAACCUUUAGAGCCAAGCCCAUUGAUGAACGCAAGUCAUUCUUGAAAGACAACAGAAUUUGUUUUAAAUGUUGUAGCUCAACUCAGCAUUUAGCGAAAGACUGUAAUAUGCAAAUUAGGUGCAUGGAAUGUGGCAGCGAAAGACAUUUGACAGCGCUACAUCCAGGUCCACUUCCUGCUCCAGCGGAAAGUUCUGAAGUUGAGAAAGGUGAUGGCGGGGAGACACACGAAGAUGUAAGUGUCUCAGUUGUUUCUAAAUGCACUGAAGUAUGUGGUGAUGCAAACAGCACACUUUCAUGCUCAAAAAUAAGCCCUGUAAUAGUGUACCCAAAGGGUGAGCGAGAUCAAGCAGUAAAGCUAUAUGCUGUACUUGAUGAACAAAGCAACAAGUCGCUUGUCAAGUCUCAGUUUUUCGAGCUCUUCAACAUAGAGACACGCUCGGACACUUAUAAGCUUAGAACAUGCUCAGGCCUGUCAGAUAAUGUCGGCAGAACAGCAUCAAACUUCAUGAUUGAGUCAGUGGAUGGUAGAGUAAAGCUCCCACUCCCAAACCUAAUUGAAUGUGACAUGAUUCCUGACGAUAGAAGAGAGAUCCCAUCUUCACAGGUUGCUAUGCAGUACCCUCACCUGCAAAGGAUAGCAAACAAAAUACCUCCGGUAGAAGAAAAAGUACCAAUCCUAUUGCUCUUGGGACGUGACAUUAUCCAGUUACACAAAGUUCGAGAGAGGAUUAAUGGACCGCGUAGUACCCCCUAUGCACAACGUUUAGACUUGGGUUGGGUUAUAGUUGGUGAAACCUGCCUGGGUAAGACGCACAAACCUCCAAACGUGAACGUCCUCAAAACGAACGUUCUUCAGAAUGGCCGUGCUUCUUACUUCAGCCCAUGUCCUAACACCUUUCAAAUCAAAGAGUCGAAUGGUUUUAGUAGCCAGUCAAACACUAAACCAACUUCCCAAAACGAACGUAAAAAUACAAACACGGAUCAGCUGGGACAAACUGUUUUUGAGAGAACCAAAGAUGACGACAAACCGGCACUCUCAAUAGAAGACAAAUAUUUUCUUGACAUUAUGGAAAAAGAAGUAUAUCAAAAUGAAGAUAACAGCUGGGUGGCGCCAUUGCCAUUCCAAUCUCCAAGACCAAAGCUUCCAAGUAACAAGGAGCAAGCACUCAAACGUCUCCAGUCACUCAGAAAAACACUGGACCGAAAUCCUGAAAUGAAAAAACAAUACAUGGAGUUUAUUCAAAACAUGCUGGACAACGACCAUGCGGAGAUCGCUCCAAUUUUGGACUCAAACAAAGAACAUUGGUACUUACCAUCAUUUGGUGUGUAUCAUCCUCAAAAACCUAACCAAUUAAGGGUAGUUUUUGAUUCAAGUGCAGAGUUCGAAGGUCAGUCACUUAACAAAGUGUUACUAAGUGGACCGGACUUGAACAACACGCUACUAGGCGUUCUUAUGCGUUUUAGAAAAGAGUCUGUAGCAUUUUCUGCUGAUGUGCAACAAAUGUUUUAUUGCUUUCAAGUCAGAGAAGAUCAUAGGGAUUAUUUAAGAUUCCUUUGGUAUGAGAAUAAUGACAUGAGUAAAAGUGUUUGUGAUUAUAGAAUGAAGGUCCAUGUUUUUGGAAAUAGUCCGUCUCCAGCUGUGGCUAUUUAUUGCAUGAGGCGCGCUGCAGUCGAGGGAGAGGAGGAGCAUGGACUGGAUGCAAAACAGUUUGUAAUGAGACAUUUUUAUGUUGAUGAUGGCCUUGCGUCUACAGCAAGCUCAGAAGAAGCUGUUGAAAUACUGACAAAUGCACAAAACAUGUUGGCCCAGUCAAAUUUAAAGCUGCACAAAAUAGCCUUCAACGACAGCAAAGUAGUUGAAGCAUUUCCUGUCGCCGAGAGAGCGAAGGAUCUAAAAGACUUGGAUUUAGAAUUUGACAACAUACCCUUACAAAGAAGUUUAGGGGUGUUGUGGGAUCUUGAAAAUGACUGUUUUACUUUUCAUGUCAACACUGAUCAAAAGCCAUAUACUAGAAGAGGUGUUUUGGCUACAAUUAACAGUUUGUAUGAUCCGCUAGGAUUCGUGUCUCCCAUAACAAUGCAGGGAAAAGCUCUUCUACGUGAACUGUCAGCAGAGCAAAAGGACUGGGAUGAACCACUUCCCAUUGAAAGAGAAGAGGAGUGGAACAAAUGGAGAACCUCGUUGAAGCACCUCGAGCAGCUACAGAUACCAAGGUGCUACCUACCUUUUUCUCAGACCACUGCUGUGAGGAAAGAACUGUGCAUAUUCUCAGAUGCCUCCACCAUGGCCAUAGGAGCAGUAGCGUAUCUGAGAGCGCUCAACACUGAAGGUCAGUGGCACACAGGUUUCAUCAUGGGAAAGUCCAAAGUGGCCCCCCGACCUGCUCACACUAUCCCUAGGUUGGAACUGUGCGCAGCAGUAUUGGCUGUAGAAAUGUAUGAACUCAUUACAGAUGAGAUUGACAUUGAAGUGGACAUUGUCAGAUUUUUUACAGACAGCAAAAUCGUCCUAGGUUACAUACAUAACAACACAAAGAGAUUUUACACGUACGUAGCAAACAGAGUGAACAGGAUUAGAAAAACCACACAUCCUGCACAAUGGUUUUACAUUAACACAGAUGACAAUCCAGCAGACAAGGCCACAAGAUCAAUUGCAGCUCCUGCAUUGACUUAUACAAACUGGUUUAGUGGUCCUUCCUUUUUGACACAGCCGAGUACAGACACGUCACACUGUGACACAUUUGCUCUCAUCGAACCUGACGCAGAUGCAGAGAUUAAACCUGAAAUCAAGACAUUUGUUACUCAAGCUUCAGUAACACAGUUCGAGUCACGUCGUUUUGAAAGAUUUUCUCAUUGGAUGAGAUUAUGCCACACUGUUGCAUCAUUAAAACGUGUAACAGCAUCUUUCAAGAAAACAAACUCAGAAAGUAAAGGCUGGAAGUGUUUCAGUGUAACUAACACCCCAAAUGAGCUCGAGAAAGCAGCGAAAUUCAUCAUUCACACAGUUCAGACUGAAACAUUCAAAGAAGAGUACAGGUGCAUAAAAGCAAACAAGCCACUUCCAAACCUAAGCUGUCUCAAAAAGUUAAAUCCAAUCAUCGAUGAAGAUGGGCUCCUCAGAAUAGGAGGACGCUUGGCACCUGCAAAUUUGACAAAAGAGGAAAAACAUCCACUCAUCAUCCCAAAUGCUCACCAUGUAGCCGUCCUUCUUAUCAGAUACUAUCAUGAGAAGGUAGCACAUCAGGGACGCCACCUAUCAGAGGGUGCGCUCAGAGCAGCUGGAUUUUGGAUCAAAGGCAGUAAAAGACUCGUCUCUUCUGUAAUUCACAAGUGUGUUCUCUGUCGAAAGCUUAGAGGACAACUACAGACACAAAAGAUGGCGGAUUUACCCAUUGACAGACUUACACCUAUGCCCCCAUUCACCAGCGUAGGACUGGACGUUUUUGGCCCCUGGUCAGUCAUCACACGUCGCACCAGAGGAGGAAGUGCAGACAGUAAACGCUGGGCUGUACUUUUCACCUGUAUGUCCACAAGAGCUGUGCACAUUGAACUCAUAGAAUCAAUGUCAACAUCCAGCUUCAUUAACGCAUUAAGAAGAUUUUUCAGCAUCCGUGGACCAGCUCAAAUACUUCGUUCGGACAGAGGUACCAACUUUGUUGGCGCAUGCAACGAACUCAAAAUUGAUCACAAAGACACAGAACUGACCUCCUACCUACAGGAGAAAGGAUGUACAUGGCUUUUCAACUCCCCACACUCCUCACAUAUGGGAGGGACUCAUCGGAGUCGCACGACGAAUCCUGGAUGGAAUUCUUUUAAAAGCCACAAAUGUCCAACUCACUCAUGA
Corythoichthys intestinalis (scribbled pipefish) is the source of this 5711-nucleotide messenger RNA. RefSeq lists its product as uncharacterized. Gene Ontology annotation, molecular function: nucleic acid binding. Lineage: Eukaryota; Metazoa; Chordata; Actinopteri; Syngnathiformes; Syngnathidae. The transcript is spliced from 2 exons. The coding region runs from base 372 to 5711 and encodes 1779 amino acids. The record is from RefSeq and is a predicted model, not a curated record.